Molecule: messenger RNA, 1630 nt
Organism: Seminavis robusta
Lineage: Eukaryota; Bacillariophyta; Bacillariophyceae; Naviculales; Naviculaceae
Source: the annotation of a GenBank genome assembly
UUCCUGACAAAUAUUCUUUGGAUGACGUGUCAUGCGAACGCCAGCUUAUUCUUUCUUCGCACCCAUCCAUCCGUCUUCCACUUUUUUAUUCCCAUUAUCGCACCAAACAACCAACCUGCCUCUUUCGCUGGCAAUUAACAAGAAGAAGACAAUAGACCAGCACCAUGCAGUUCCACUUAGUUGUCGCCUUGUCGGCUCUUUGCUCGGCGAGUGCCUUCACUGCUCCAGCCAAGACGCCCAGUUCCUCUCGUCUGUUUGUAGCUGCAGAGCCCAAGAAUGAUCUCUUUGUGGACGCCACUGCCACUCAAUCCUCCGUCCAAGAAUACUACGGACAAACUCUGGCCACAUCGGAUGAUUUGAAAACCAAUGCCUGCUGCACGGGAGAUGCUCCUCCCAGUUACAUUAAACAAGCAAUCGACAAGAUCCACCCAGAUGUCAAGGCGAAGUACUACGGAUGCGGACUCUGUUUGCCACAAUACGACAUGACCGGUGCUCGUGUCUUGGAUCUGGGAUGCGGAGCCGGACGGGAUGUCUACAUUGCCUCCCAAUUGGUCGGACCCACCGGCAAAGUUGUUGGCGUCGACAUGACCGAAGAACAAUUGCAAACAGCACUUGAAACCCAAACCUAUCAUGAAGAAAAAUUCGGAUACAACAAUGUGCAAUUCCUUCAGGGGUACCUGGAGAAUUUAGAUCAAAUUCCGGAACUCAAGGAUCAAAAGUUUGAUGUCAUUAUCAGCAAUUGCGUAAUUAACCUCUGUUCCGACAAAAAGGGAGUCUUGGAACAUUGCUACAACCUUCUCGAGGAGGGCGGAGAAUUCUACUUUAGCGAUGUGUAUGCCAGUCGCCGGGUGCCUCAGGAACUUCAGGAUGAUCCCGUUUUGUGGGGAGAAUGCUUGAGUGGAGCUCUCUACUGGAAUGACUUUGAAUGCUUGUCCAGAGACGUUGGGUUUGAUCCACGCUUGGUCGAGGAUGCACCCAUUACAGUCAGCAACGCAGAUGUGCAACGUAGCAUUGCCGAACACGGGCAUGAAGCACUCGAGUUCUAUUCCGCAACUUACCGUCUCUGGAAACUCCUCGAUCUAGAACCAGCCUGCGAAGACUAUGGUCAGGCAGUUAUCUACAAGGGAACAAUUCCACGAUACCAAUCUGGAUGGUUACUCGACAAGCAUCAUUACUUUGAACAGGGAAGAAUCAAAACGGUGUGUGGAAAUACAUGGAAGAUGCUACAGGAUACCCGAUUGAAGGAACACUUUGAAUUCGUUGGGAAUUUUGACAAUCAUUACGGAAUCUUUGAGGGAUGUGGUAGUAGCCUCCCCUAUGAUGCACAAUCCAGUGCUGCAGCUGGAAAGGGAGACGCCACCAAAGGAUCUUGUUGCUGAGUCGAGUCGACGACGUAGCCCGAGUGAGCGAAGUGUUGCAAAGGACACUCAAGUAGACCAUUAGACUAACCGAUUGUGAACAAAACUUGCACUUGUUUUGUUAUGUGCCGAUUUUGGUGAUCAGGGAGAGUUACGCUAGUACGUUCAUCAUAACUCUAGUUUUAUCCAGCCACCCAUUGCCUUGCAGGGCGUCUUUUCGCCAUGUCUGGACCUUGAAGCUGCAUAAGAGAAAACAAUGAUCAGUUUGCUUG